UCUGAUAGUUGAUUGCACGAGAAAGCAGUAUGGUAACGCUUUUUUAUUUCGCUGUUCUAAUAGCUUUGGUAAAAAGCCAUGGGCGUAUCCUCGAGCCUCCAGGAAGAUCUUCCGCUUGGCGGACUGGCUAUAGCGCGCCUAUAAACUACGACGACGACCAACUCUAUUGUGGGGGCUUUACGCGUCAGCAUAACGUAAAUGAAGGAAGGUGUGGAAUAUGCGGGGACGCAUGGGACACUCCGACACCUCGCGAGAAUGAAGAUGGCGGUCUGUACGGAACUCGAAGGGUUUAUCGUACCUAUUCAAAGGAUGAAACGGUAGACGUAACAAUUGAAAUAACAGCUCACCAUAAGGGGUAUUUCGAAUUUCGUCUUGCGCCCGCUUGGAGCAAUAAUGGUACGACACAAGCGGAGCUGGACAAGCAUCUUCUUUACAUCGAAGAAAGCAAGUCGACAAGGUACACUCUACCUCCUGGAUCAGGUAAUGGUCUAUAUGAAUUCCGCGUAAGACUGCCUACUAACGUUACCUGCGAGCGAUGUGUCAUGCAGUGGCAUUGGUGGACGGGUAACCGAUGGGACAUUUGUCCUGAUGGCCGUGGUCAAUUAGGUUGUGGACCCCAGGAAACUUUCAGGGGGUGCUCCGAUAUUGCUAUUAGAUAGCAAGAUAUCAUCUAGUGUUG
Molecule: messenger RNA, 679 nt
Organism: Varroa destructor (honeybee mite)
Lineage: Eukaryota; Metazoa; Arthropoda; Arachnida; Mesostigmata; Varroidae
Source: RefSeq, a predicted model, not a curated record